AAUAGAAGCAACGGAUACAUUUCUUUUGCUGGAUAAAAUACAAGGAGUACAUUUUUGAGAAGCCUCAAUCAUCACAUACAUGUGUAGAUCACUGCGCUAUUGUUUUAGUCAUUGUCUCUAUUUAGCAAUGACAAGACUGGAAGAAGUAAACCGAGAAGUGAAUAUGCAUUCUUCAGUGCGAUAUCUUGGCUAUUUAGCCAGAAUCAAUUUAUUGGUGGCUAUAUGCUUAGGUCUUUAUGUAAGAUGGGAAAAAACCGCAAAUUCCUUAAUUUUGGUGAUUUUUAUUCUUGGCCUUUUUGUUCUUGGAAUUGCUAGUAUACUUUAUUAUUAUUUUUCAAUGGAAGCUGCAAGUUUAAGUCUGUCCAAUCUUUGGUUUGGAUUCCUACUUGGCCUUCUGUGUUUUCUUGACAAUUCAUCGUUUAAAAAUGAUGUGAAAGAAGAAAUAACUAAAUAUUUGCUUCUAACUUCCAUAGUUAUAAGGAUAUUGUGUGCUUUGGUGGAGAGAAUAUCUGGUUAUGUCCGUCAUAAACCCACUUUACUUACCUCAGUUGAAUUUCUGGAAUUGGUUGGAUUCGCCAUUGCCAGCACAAUUAUGUUGGUGGAGAAGUCUUUGAGUAUCAUUUUACUUGUUGUGGCUUUGGCCAUGCUGCUUAUUGAACUGAGAAUGAAAUCUUUUCUAGCAAUCCCAAACUUAGUUAAUUUUGCAGCCUUGCUAUUUUUCUCUUCCUUAGAAACUCCCCAAAAUCCCAUUGCUUUUGCAUGUUUUUUUAUUUACCUGAUAACUGAUCCAUUCCUUGACAUAUAUUUUAGUGGACUGUCAGUAACUGAAAGGUGGAAACCUUUUUUGCACCGUGGAAGAAUUUGCAGAAGACUUUCAGUGGUUUCCACUGGCCUGAUUGAGCUUACAUUUUUUAUUCUUUCAGCAUUUAAACUUAGAGACACUCAUCUCUGGUAUUUUGUUAUACCAGGCUUUUCCAUUUUUGGAAUUUUCUGGAUGAUAUGCCAUAUUAUUUUUCUUUUAACUCUUUGGGGAUUCCAUACCAAAUUAAAUGACUGCCAUAAAGUAUAUUUCACUCACAGGAUCGAUAACAAUAGCCUUGAUAGAAUCAUGGCAUCCAAAGGGAUGCGUCAUUUUUGCUUAAUUUCAGAGCAGUUGGUUUUUUUCAGUCUUCUUGCAACAGCAAUUUUGGGAGCAGUCUCUUGGCAGCCAACAAAUGGAAUAUUUUUAAGUAUGUUUCUGAUUGUUUUGCCCUUGGAAUCCAUGGCACAUGGGCUUUUUCGUGAAUUGGGUAACUGCUUAGGAGGAACUUCGGUUGGAUAUGCUGUUGUGAUUCCCACUAACUUCUGCAGUCCUGAUGGUCAGCCAACACUUCUUCCACCAGAGCAUGUGCAAGAGUUAAAUUUGAGGUCUACUGGUAUGCUCAAUGCUAUCCAAAGAUUUUUUGCUUAUCACAUGAUUGAGACUUACGGAUGUGAUUAUUCCACAAGUGGACUGUCUUUUGAUACUCUGCAUUCAAAACUGAAAGCUUUCCUUGAACUUCGAACUGUGGAUGGACCUAGACACGAUACAUAUGUUUUAUAUUAUAGUGGGCAUACCCAUGGUUCAGGUGAAUGGGCUCUUGCAGGUGGAGAUGUACUACGCCUUGACACACUUUUAGAAUGGUGGAGAGAAAAGAACGGUUCCUUCUGUUCCCGACUUAUCAUUGUAUUAGAUGGCGAGAAUUCUACCCCUUGGGUGAAAGAAGUGAGAAAAAUCAAUGACCAGUAUAUUGCAGUGCAAGGAGCAGAGAUGUCAAAGACAGUAGAUAUUGAAGAAGCUGAUCCACCACAACUGGGUGACUUUACAAAAGACUGGGUAGAGUAUAACUGCAACUCCAACAGUAACAUCUGCUGGACUGAGAAAGGACGCACAGUGAAAGCAGUUUAUGGUGUGUCAAAGCGGUGGAGUGACUACACACUCCACCUGCCAACCGGAAGUGACGUAGCCAAACACUGGAUGUUACACUUUCCUCGUAUUACAUAUCCGGUAGUACAUUUAGCUAAUUGGCUGUGUGGUCUGAACCUUUUUUGGAUCUGCAAAACUUGUUUUAGGUGCUUGAAAAGGUUAAAAAUGAGCUGGUUUUUACCCACAGUGCUGGACACAGGACAAGGCUUCAAACUUGUCAAAUCUUGAUGUGGAAUCCAAAGUGGAGUAUUAUUGAAAGUUGAUACCAUCAGUUAUUACUAACUUGCCAUUUUUUGUAUAUUGUAGUUUUUGGUGUGGAAAUUAUCUUGCUACUUCUGUAGCAACUUUCUAUGUUUUUCAAAUAAUUAUGGUAUAUGUAAGCUGUUGGGAAGAAACAUUUUUUAUUCAAACAGUAGAGAGUCAAAUGACUGAAAUGAAAAAGAUGUUCAAAAUAACAAUGCACUUUGAGGAAUGUUUUUAUAUACCUGAUUAAAAAGAAAACAUGUCUGCACUGCAGUGGCCUACAAAGAAUUAUUCAUGCCUUAUUUUCUAGGCAUAUAGAAUGUAGACCAAUUUAUUAUUACUACUGGUAAAGAAUACUACCAAUUUGCUUAGAGAUUUCUCUAUAAACCGUAGGUUUGAGUCCAGGAUAAUUGAUGAAUUACAAAUGCUUUCUUAGAAAAGGGAUGUCUGCAUGAUAUUUAAGCAGAAUUUGCUUAUAAUUGAUCACAGUCAGAUGUCUGGUUGUGAGGUAUUACCAGUUUAGCAGAGAAACCCAAAUCAUUGUUUAGAUCAAAACAUUCUACUAAAGUUAACUUGUAAAAGUUAAGAGUCUAUAAAUUGUUCCUUCUUGUAUUAUUGGAGACUUCUAAAAGCUGGACAAUUUGAAGAUUCUUUCUCAAGAUAAUAAUAUUUUCAUAAUGAAUAUUUUCACCAACUAAAGCUUUCCAAGUAAAUUCUUUCAUAGUUAUAGAAAAAUGUUAGCCAUUUCUCACUGAUAUAUAGACUUUUCUGCAUCCAGAUAUUAUUUUGACCUUUGUAGAUUAAUGCUCUAACACAAAAAUUACUUUAAUUCCCAUUGUUUUUCCUACUACAGGCCAAAAAUUUGAAACAAAUCUUUUUUUUUUUUUUGCUUGUAGCAUGUAUUAUGUAAAGAAGUGUUCUUAUUGGCAAUUUUAACUCAGCGUAAUGGUAUAGUUCUAAUUUUUAAAUUUAAUUCAGUGUUUUGUCUGAUUAAAGUGGGGAUUUAGGGUAUAUCCAAAAUCUAAUUUUCCUCCUACUCUUUUCUCCAAUAAUCCUCACAUUAUAAACUUCCAUUUCUGAGAAAUAACAAGAGAAGGAGAGAAUUAAAUUGGGGGAUGUUCUGAUCUUUGUUUAAAUGGUGUGACUUCCCACUAUUGAAGCCAUUUAUCCAGCCUCCACAAGAGGAAAAUAAUGUCUCUACCAUUUUCUACCUGACAAUUUGACAAGUAAAGUUCCAAUUAGGAAGAAGGAACUUAGUGUCAGGAAACUUACAUGCCACUAUCUAUGCAGCAUUGCUAUAGUAUGAUUAUUUCCAUGUUUUGAAUACAAUUUACCUAAUGCUUUGAAUAAAAGUUUGUUUUAAAAUUC
Molecule: messenger RNA, 3556 nt
Organism: Suncus etruscus (white-toothed pygmy shrew)
Lineage: Eukaryota; Metazoa; Chordata; Mammalia; Eulipotyphla; Soricidae
Gene: TMEM168
Product: transmembrane protein 168
Exons: 4
Coding region: 80-2173 (697 amino acids)
Source: RefSeq, a predicted model, not a curated record